GCAGUCGCAUCGCUAGAUGGUUAAUUGAGGAAGUGAAGAAACGUUUCGGCAACCAGAUCAUCUGUCGAAAAAUUAUUUUAAUCUGUCUUGUUUACAAUUGACCACACGUUUUUUUUUCUUAUUCAACCAUUCCAAUCAAAUUCUAUCCUAGUUGAUUCGUAUUGAUCUGUCAUCCACAUUUCAUUUACCUACUUGAUCUAAUUUGUCAAACUAUUGAUUUUAAUUCUUUGACACAUCAGCCAAAGUGUAACUUCAGUAAACUUUCGUAGCCGUAAAUCCCUGUUUGCCAUAUCGAGGUGAUCGUAGGUCAGGCUAUAUGUGAAAAAAAAAUGGCAGCAGAAAUCAAACCAGUUCCUGUUCUUGCAACAUCAGCUACAGCUACUAGAUCAAACCAGAAGAAACCUAUAUUGAUGCACAAGAUUGAAGGUUAUGAAGAAACUGUCAAUCAAGCUGUCAUUCUCCCUGGAGAGGAUGGUGUUAUUGCUGUGUGUGAUGAUAGGUCUGUGAGAGUUUGGCUAAAACGUGACUCAGGCCAGUUUUGGCCAAGCAUAUGUCAUUAUAUGCCAUCAGGUGCCACAUCUGUCUGUUUUACUAAACAAGUCUGGAGGGUGUUUGUUGGUCAAGAAAAUGGCACAAUUUCAGAGUUUAUACUUGCCGAGGAUUAUAAUUCGCUUACACACAAGCGGGACUAUUUGUCACAUCACGCCCGGGUUACCCAAGUGCAUCACGCAUCCACACCAUCUUGGAUACUUAGUGUGGGCCGUGAUAAAUGGUUCCAGUACUAUUGCGCAAUAUCAGGCAAACGCCUCGGUGGUCAUAUUUGCCCUGCUUGGGCAUACUGCUUAGAAUUCGAUUUUGCCUCCCGACACGUUUUCGUAGGCGACGCCUCUGGUCAGAUUACGAUGUUAAAACUAGAUCCCCAACCAGAUUUAGCUACCAGCAAUACAACAACCGAGCAGCAAGCUGUCGGUGUACAGCAAAUUACCGUCUUUAAAGGCCAUUCAGGUCCAGUACGUUCUUUAGCCUGGGAUGCUGGCCAUCAAUUUCUGUUUUCUGGCAGCGAAGAUAAAGGUAUAAUUGCCUGGGAUAUUGGCGGCCAGCAAGGAACGGCUUAUGAGCUUCAAGGGCACAAAAAUAAAGUCAUGUCCGUCUGUUUCUCUCCGACUGGUCGUAAACUGGUUUCUGGCGGAGAGGACUCAAUGUUGUGGAUAUGGAACAUGAAAGCCAAACGAACUGAGACUUCAGAAUGGACUGAAUCCAGCACUUGUCAAAGAUGCAGCCGCCCAUUCUUUUGGAAUCUGAGAGGAAUGUUCGAUCAACGUCAAUUAGGUCUUCGGCAACAUCACUGUCGUCAGUGUGGUAGAGCCGUUUGUGAUGACUGUUCGCCACAUCGCUCCGUUUUGCCAGCAAUUGGCUACGAGUACGAGGUGCGAGUUUGCGUUGAGUGCAACAAGAGUCUCACAGAUGCUGAUCGUGUUUCGUUAGCCGUUUGCCAGGAGGCCAAGCAUUCAAUUCUGUGGCUUCAUCUGGAUGAAGAGCGCGCCCGGCUUCUUACCCUGGGCCACGACCGUGUUAUGAAGAUCUGGGAUGUUUCAUCUCUCUUGAAGAACGAUGCUUAAGUAAAGCUCCUCAUAUAUAUCGUAUUGCUGUGAUCGUCUAAUUUCAUCUUCAUUUACCCCAUCUGUGCUACCCUUACAGCUAAAUGUCAUUUUCAUUCAACUACGGUCUGAUAUUGUAUUGUCUUAUCGUGCUCUUCUCUUGUUAUAUUUUGAUAAGAAUUGUGCAUAGUUCAUGUUCGUUUAAAUGCAUAUCCCCAUUCCUUACUGCUGCAUGUUCUACCCUGCAGCUUGCUGCAAUUUUCGUUAGAAAAAUCGAAUAUCCUUCUUUUGUUCCUCCCCAAAUGUGCGCCUUAAGCCCUUCAUGUACAUCCCAAUGUAACUGGAAUAGAAUUCAUAAAUUACAACAGAGAAAAUCCGUUACGGCGAUACACAUA
Molecule: messenger RNA, 1993 nt
Organism: Daphnia carinata
Lineage: Eukaryota; Metazoa; Arthropoda; Branchiopoda; Diplostraca; Daphniidae
Gene: Wdfy2
Product: WD repeat and FYVE domain-containing protein 2-like
Exons: 10
Coding region: 330-1619 (429 amino acids)
Molecular function (GO): protein binding; metal ion binding
Source: RefSeq, a predicted model, not a curated record